Mesorhabditis spiculigera is the source of this 1062-nucleotide messenger RNA. The record is from the annotation of a GenBank genome assembly. NCBI's taxonomy places the organism in Eukaryota, Metazoa, Nematoda, Chromadorea, Rhabditida, Rhabditidae.
AUGGGUACCUGCCAGAGUGCCGAAGAGAAACAAUUGGCAAUGAAGAGCAAGGCGAUCGAUAAGGAUAUGAUGCAGAGUCAUCUAUCACAACAGAAGGUCGUCAAACUGUUGCUGCUCGGUGCCGGCGAGUGUGGGAAGAGUACGGUGCUCAAGCAAAUGAGAAUCCUGCACGACCACGGCUUCACAGAAGAAGAAGCCCUCCAACAGAAGGGGGUCGUCUACAACAAUACAGUACAAGCCAUGGCCACCGUACUCCGAGCACUCCCACAGCUCAGUCUACAGUUCUCCGAUCCGGCUAGAGAGGCGGACGCGCGGAUCGUGCUGGACGUGCUGAAGGCGGGCCAGGAGUCCGAGCCGUUCAGCCCCGAGCUGGCGAAGGCGCUGAAAGCAUUGUGGAGUGACAAGACCGUUAGGGAUGCCUGCAAUCGGGGCAAUGAAUUCCAGCUCACCGAGAGUGCACCAUACUUCCUCGACAACCUGGAGCGAAUCUCGAUGCCCGACUAUAAGCCGUCAGAGCAGGAUAUUCUCCUGUCUCGGAUAAAGACCACCGGAAUCGUCGAGGUCAAGUUCCAGAUGAAGAAUGUCGAUUUUCGAGUCUUCGACGUCGGCGGUCAACGAUCAGAGCGAAAAAAGUGGAUCCAUUGCUUCGAAGACGUGAACGCCAUCAUUUUCAUCGCAGCCAUCUCCGAAUACGAUCAAGUGUUGUUUGAGGAUGAGACCACGAACCGUAUGAUCGAGUCGAUGCGCCUGUUCGAGUCGAUCUGCAACUCCCGUUGGUUCAUCAACACAUCAAUGAUUCUCUUCUUGAACAAAAAGGAUCUUUUUGCCGAGAAAAUUCAGCGCACGUCGAUCAAGAUUGCAUUUCCGGAGUAUAAAGGAGGCCAAAACUACGAUGAAGCCGUCGCUUAUAUCGAGGAGAAGUUCGAGGCGCUGAACGCCAACCCGGAGAAGACGAUAUACAUGCAUCAGACCUGCGCCACGGACACGAAUCAAGUGCAAAUGAUCCUCGACUCUGUCAUCGACAUGAUCAUCCAGGCCAACCUACAGGGAUGCGGUCUCUAC